Messenger RNA from Orbilia oligospora ATCC 24927, 1527 nucleotides. RefSeq lists its product as uncharacterized. Gene Ontology annotation, molecular function: heme binding; monooxygenase activity; iron ion binding. The record is from RefSeq and is a predicted model, not a curated record. Lineage: Eukaryota; Fungi; Ascomycota; Orbiliomycetes; Orbiliales; Orbiliaceae. Bases 1 to 1527 code for a protein of 508 amino acids. The transcript has 4 exons.
AUGCUUGCCGCCUAUGUCAUAGCCAGCGCCAGCCUGGCCUAUUUAGUUAAGCAAUUGGUCUACCGACAGUCGCACAAGAUAACUCGGGACGGGAAAUCGCUACGGACACCGCCCGGAACACUCCCUGUAUUUGGCAACGGCCUCAAGUUUCUUUUGUUGGACCGACAGUCACUGUUUGACUGGUUUAGUAAAAUUCAAAAUGAGAUUUUUGGGUUCGAAACAUAUGAGAUCAGGGUGCCGACUUUACCACCGGGUAUAGUGGUCAGUAAUCCUGAUGUUUUGGAGUUCAUAAUGAAGAAGGAGGGAAGUGAAGGUUUUGGAAAGGGUCCGUUCUUUGAAGAACGAAGUUGGCAUUUAUUUGGUAGGCAUGGAAUCAUCAAUGCAUCAGGCCAGUUAUGGAAGAUCCAACGAAAGGCGGGGAAUAAAUUUUUCGCUGGGUCGCAUUUACAAGCUCUUGUCGAUGAAGUCUUUCCAAAGUUUUGGGAGAAGGCGAGAGAAGAGCUAGACGAGGCGGCGGAGACUGGGAAAAUCGUUGAUAUGGAGGAGCUAUACUUGGAAUUUACGACACGGGUUAUGGGUAGAGUUGCGUUUGGUAUGGACUUGUCGAAUUCACAUCCUUUCUCGGCGGCGUUUGACUAUGCGUCCGAUCUCACGGGCCUUCGUUUUCAGAAUCCACUAUGGAAACUGAACUAUUAUUUAUUUGGCCAGAAAUUCCGGAAAGCAGUUUCGAUAGUAAAGUCCUUUGGAAACGAAAUCGUCCGCCUUGCGGUGUGCCGCAGAGAAAUCGAUGAUACAUCGAUCCAUAAUGGGACCGAACCAACGGAAGAAGGUGGUGAUCUCGUCGACAUGCUCUUAGAUGCCGUCCCAGAACACCAUGUUGUUGCCGAUUCCGCGAUUAAUUUCCUAUCCGCUGGACGGGAUACGACCGCAAAUUCUAUGACUUGGGUGCUUCAUCUUCUACUGGAACAACCAGAGUUUAUACCUUAUAUCACAGACGAGCUUCCAGCUGCCGCAAUUCACACCUACUCCAGUUUGAGCACUACAUUGACCCCGAGGAGUCAUGCAGUAUUCCUCGAGACGCUGAGAUUAUACCCACCUGUGCCUUUUGAGCUCAAGCAAACUCUCAACCCGGUUGGGAUGACACUUCCUGAUGGAACUAUGCUGCCUCCCGAGAGCGUUGUUGUAUGGUGUCCCUACGCGUACGGUCGGUCGAAAAGGAUAUGGGGCGAUGAUGCCUAUGAUUUUAGACCUGAUAGAUGGAUUGAAAGAACUGUUCUCACCGACGGGAUUGAGGAAGUCAAAUUGAAGGUCAAAAGUGCAUCUGAAUACCCCGUUUUCAAUGGCGGCGCAAGGAGUUGUUUGGGGAGACGUAUGGCUGAGGUUAUGGGUGUAUGGGUAUUGGGAGAAUCAUUAAGGAACUGGGAGUUCGAGGAGGUAGAAAAAAUCGGAAGAAGGAGAAGCAGGAAUAGUUUGACUUUACCGAUGGAUGGUGGCUUGAAAGUCAGGGUUAGAAAGAGGAAAAACUAG